AUUUGAGCGGGCCGUGAGGAGAUGAUUCGUUUUUGCUCACCAGAAAGAUGGGGAAACUGAGGCACGAGUGGGCCAGCGGGGAGGCCGCUCAGGGUGGCCAUGUCCACAUAAGACCCUACACUUAACCCACUGGGCGGUGGUGGCGUGAGGAGCAUUCGCCCCGCGGCGAAUAGCCGGACUCUGCCCCCCAGGGCUGAGUGGCUCUAAGUUCCCUUGUCCCCUCACCCUGUUGUCAUCCGGGAACUCCUCUGCCUCCUCCUUGUCUUCCGGUUUCGAUUCAGCUAGAGGGCUGAAACCUCCUAGUCAACCUACUCUGAAAAAUAAUCUCUCCACCUGUCCCCCCACUCCCUUAUAUGUCAGGUAUAUACUCACACUGGUGUGCUUAUGAUGGGGCGACCCCCCUGGUGCCUUCACAGUCCACUUCAGACUUCAGACUUCAUCAUUGUCAAAUCUCUUAUUUUCUCAACUCCAAGUAAUGCCCCCAACUCCUUUUCUAGGCCCCUUUUUAUCCUUACGCCUUUCCCUUCCCCUGGCCUGAAGGAGAAACGGGCCGCCCAGUAUGCCUGCUCCCUUGUUGGCCAUGCACUUCAGAAACAUGGGGCCAGUCCAGAGUUACAGAAGCAAAUUCGACAACUGGAGGGUCACCUGAGCCUAGGAAGAAAGCUUCUACGCCUGGGUAACUCAGCGGAUGCUCUUGAGUCAGCCAAACGAGCUGUGCACUUAUCAGAUGUUGUCCUGAGAUUCUGCAUCACUGUUAGUCACCUCAAUCGAGCCUUGUACUUCGCCUGUGACAAUGUCCUGUGGGCUGGAAAAUCUGGACUAGCCCCUCGUGUGGAUCAGGAGAAGUGGGCCCAGCGUUCAUUCAGGUACUAUCUGUUUUCCCUCAUCAUGAAUUUGAGCCGUGAUGCUUAUGAGAUUCGCCUACUAAUGGAGCAAGAGUCUUCAGCUUGUAGCCGGCGACUGAAGGGUUCUGGAGGAGGAGUCCCAGGAGGAAUUGAAACUGCAGGACCUGGGAGUCCAGGAACUCCGGGAGGAGGCUUGCCUCAGCUGGCUGUCAAGCUUCAGCUCCGAGUCCUGCUCUUGGCUCGGGUCCUUCGAGGUCAUCCCCCACUUCUGCUGGAUGUGGUCAGAAAUGCCUGUGAUCUUUUCAUUCCACUGGACAAACUAGGCCUCUGGCGCUGUGGCCCUGGGAUUGUGGGGCUUUGUGGCCUUGUGUCCUCCAUCCUGUCUAUUCUUACUCUGAUCUGCCCUUGGCUACGACUCAAGCCCUGAUAUUCUGGUACAGGAUGAGGAGGGGAUCUGAAUUGGUAAGACAGAGUCUAAGAUCAUCCCCAGUGUACCAGCCUCAUUCUAAUUCUACUCCUUUGUUAAAGUUAAAAUGCCCAAGAUUUUGGGGGUAGAGGGAGGAGCUUUGGGGAAGGUGAGGUGAAGAAAGGUAACUUGUGAAGUCAAUGGGAUAAUUCUAAUGUUCAGAUAUUCCGGAGCUUUUGCUUUUUCCUCCUUCAUUGCAAUGUCUAUGUCUUUCUUGACCCUUUUUACUUUGUGUUUCUUACGUCUAUUUAAGAUUCUGUCUCUGCAUUUUUUUUUCCACUUUCUCAGUUUGCUGUCCCAGGAAUUUGAUCAGCAGAAUUACUUUUUUUUGGUAGGGGAGGUAGAAGGUCUGUAAGGUUCUAACCGCCUUCUUUUUCCUCACAAAGGCUGCUUAUGGCAGAUUUUACCCCCUUCAAAUGCCACCAAAUCAUAAUUCUAGAGACUUUAUUUCCCAAUGGAUUCUCCCCUCAUGCACUAGAGACUGUUUGAUACUUCCUCCUUCAUGUCUACCUCACCAGCCUCCCUCAUGACUUGGCCCUUCCCUCUACUCAUACCUGCAGAUUUCUGCUUACACUUUUAUUUCAGGGCUUUGUUCCCUAGCCUCUUGUCACCCUUUCUUCACCUAUCCAGAAGGAUGCUAUGUCUAGCGUCUUGCUGUAAAUACUGUACAGUGAUUCUGUGUAAAUAGCUGUGGCCAUGCCCACAAUGGAGAGCAAGCCUUCCAGGUCAGCAUAUUAAAGAUCAGUUUGCUCAUCAA
Messenger RNA from Mustela lutreola (European mink), 2068 nucleotides. RefSeq names its product peroxisomal biogenesis factor 11 beta (gene PEX11B). Gene Ontology annotation, biological process: peroxisome fission; regulation of peroxisome size. Lineage: Eukaryota; Metazoa; Chordata; Mammalia; Carnivora; Mustelidae. The coding region runs from base 385 to 1272 and encodes 295 amino acids. The transcript has 4 exons. Gene Ontology annotation, cellular component: peroxisomal membrane. The record is from RefSeq and is a predicted model, not a curated record.